Molecule: messenger RNA, 2573 nt
Organism: Oxyura jamaicensis (ruddy duck)
Lineage: Eukaryota; Metazoa; Chordata; Aves; Anseriformes; Anatidae
Gene: TTLL6
Product: tubulin tyrosine ligase like 6
Exons: 15
Coding region: 12-2267 (751 amino acids)
Biological process (GO): microtubule cytoskeleton organization; protein polyglutamylation
Cellular component (GO): cilium
Molecular function (GO): tubulin-glutamic acid ligase activity; tubulin binding
Source: RefSeq, a predicted model, not a curated record
GCGGCGGCGCCAUGGAGGCGGGCGGGGGGGGCGCGGCCUCGGGGGCUGCGGCGGCAGCGGCCGGGACCCCCGACCCCGGGAACGGGGCCGCCGGGACCCCCGCCCCCGGCCCGGGGCCGCGGGGGAAGCGGAAGAAGCGCAGCGUCCCGUCCAUCAACCUGACCAGCUGCAAGUACGAGAGCGUGCGACGUGCUGCACAGUGCUGCGGGCUGAAAGAAGUGGGAGAAAACGAGGAGUGGACGCUGUACUGGACUGACUGCUCGGUCUCUCUGGAGCGUGUCAUGGAAAUGAAACGGUUUCAGAAAAUCAACCAUUUUCCUGGCAUGAUAGAGAUCUGCCGUAAGAACUUGUUGGCUCGCAACCUUAACCGCAUGCUCAGACUCUUCCCCAAGGAGUACAAUAUUUUUCCCCGUACUUGGUGCCUGCCAGCUGACUAUGGAGAUUUCCAGGCCUACAGGCGCAGGAGGAAAAACAGAACAUUCAUCUGCAAACCAGACAGUGGCUGCCAAGGGAGAGGCAUCUUCAUAACACGUAAUCCAGAGGAGAUCAGACAUGGAGAGCAUAUGAUCUGUCAGCAGUAUAUCUCUAAGCCUUUCCUUAUUGAUGGCUUUAAAUUUGACAUGCGUAUCUAUGUGCUGGUCACAUCUUGUGACCCACUGAGGAUUUUUCUCUACAAGGAGGGUCUGGCCCGGUUUGCCACCAUGAGGUACAUCGAUCCCAGCAGGAGAAACCUGGUAAAAAAGGGUGAUACCUGCAUGCAUUUGACCAAUUAUGCUAUCAACAAACGUAAUGCAAACUUCAUCCAGGAUGACACGAUGGGCAGCAAGAGGAAACUCUCUACCCUGAACGCUUGGAUGAUGGCUAACAGCUACAACACAACAAAACUCUGGGAAGAUAUUGAAGAUAUUAUUAUAAAGACUCUUAUUUCAGCUCACCCUGUGGUGAAGCACAAUUACCAAAGCUGCUUUCCUAACCACACUACUGGCUGCGCCUGCUUUGAGAUACUGGGUUUUGAUAUUUUGCUAGACAGAAAGCUGAAACCUUGGCUGCUAGAGGUGAACCACUCUCCCAGCUUCACCACGGACUCUCGCCUGGACCAUGAGGUGAAGGAUGCUCUUCUCUGUGACACCAUCAACUUAAUAAAUGUGCAUGCUUGUAACAAAAGGAAAGUGCUGGAAGAAGACAAGCAGCGAGCAAAGGAACGACUCCUCCAGAGCCAUCAGGCUCCCCGUGCAUCCAGACGCGAGGAGUUAGAGAGCAACCAGGCAGCCUGGCUGUCCCAGGCAGAGGAGUAUGAGAACUCGCACCUGGGCAGCUACCGGCGCAUUUACCCAGCGUGUGGAACAGACAAGUACGAGCCAUUUUUCAAGCAGAGCAGCUCUCUCUUCCAGGAAACCGUAUCAUCCAAAGCACGAGAGGAGUGUGCCAGGCAGCAACUGGAGGGAAUUCGCAUGAAGAAAGACAAGUUAGCAGCUGCUACCAGGAAGAAGGAAAAAGAGGGGAAAGAAGAGCUGCAGGGAGAGUCAGCCAUGGACAAACCCCAGAUCCCUAACAAAACCACAGCUUCUAUAACCGACCUCACCUCCAGAAGCACCAAGAUGCAGGACAAAAAGAUACAGCAAGUGCAGUAUGACUCCAUGCAACCCCAGGAUAUUGCGGAGGAUGAGGAGAAGAAAAGAGUGGGUGCUCUUCUGAAGCGUAAGAACCUUAUCCGAGGCCUGGGCAUCAUAGACCAGCUCUCCCGGCUGCUCCCCACAACCGAUAGAUCGACUGACACCCAGAGAUCCUCUCCUGUUACAUCUAAGAUCCAGCCGCAGUUUCUCUGGGACGCACUCCAGGGACAGAAGGCCCACAGCCUGAUGACACUCAUCCCCCUCUCGCUCCUGGGCGGUGCCGGCCGGCCUUUGGGGCACUCGUUCACGCACAAGCCCAGCACCAGGGCCCAGCCGCCAGCCAGCCAGGGCUCUGCCCCUGCCGCCGUGGGCACGCUCUCGGUUCGAGGCCAGAGCAUCCCUUGCCGUGAGCAGCGCAAGGCGCAGCACAGCCUCCAGCCAUGCGACGGGGGCUGCCUGCGGAGCCAGGCUGCACAGACACCAGGGGUCACCCACCCCUGCACCAAAACCAGGGGACUGCCGCUGAGCGCCCAGCAGCUCCCUGGAGGCAGAAACAAGGCUGAAGGAUGGCGCGGAGGCGGCGGGCAGCGGCGCGGCUGCAGCGGCUGCGGCGGGAGCUGGGCGAGGAGCGCGGCGCCCCCGAGCGCACGCUGAGCUGGCAGGCCAUGGAGCAGAUGCGGUUCCUGCGGCGGGAGCUGCCCGAGGAGUGGCCGCUGGAGCGCCUGGCCGGGGGAUUCGGUGUCAGCCCCGACGUGGUGCGCCGGGUGCUGCGGAGCCGGGGCUGCCCCCCGCCGCGCCGCCGCCUGCGCCAGGACGCCCGGGUGCUGCGCGCCGCCACCGCCCCGCCGCCACCGGGCCCGGCUCCGCACGGCGGCCUGGAGGUGCGCGCCCCCGACGGCUCGCUGCUGUACCGGCUGCCCCGGGCCUGGGGCCCCGGCUCGCAAUAAACAGUUGAACGGG